AUGUCAUUGGGCAUAUCGCGCCUCUCUAGCCUUCUACUGAUCGCAGCCUACGCAUCCGCGUACACCUGGCCAAACCCUCAGCUAGACGAGCUUGAGAGCCUCCUUUUUGACCAACAGGGCUACAACGAGCGCGGUAUCCUCGUGGGUGCCCUUAACCCUUGCGACAGGUUCAAUUUCGGCGACACGGUCAACCGAUCAAAUGUAGCUGAUUGGAUCCGUACAGCUUACCAUGACAUGGCCACCCAUAAUGCAGAAGAUGGCACUGGCGGUCUAGAUGCUUCUAUUCAAUUUGAGCAGGAUAGACCUGAGAACGCUGGCAACGGAUUCUUCAACGCUCUGAGACAUCUGCAACUCGGAAUCAGCCGUUACGUUGGAGUUGCUGACUUCAUCGCACUUGGUGCAAAAACUGCUUUCGAGCAAUGUGACGGUCCUACCAUACCAUUCCGUGGUGGACGCGUUGAUGCGACAGAGGCAGGUCCUCCUGGAGUCCCUCAACCCCAGGAGUCCCUUGAUAGCCACAUUUCCUCCUUCGCUCGCCAAGGUUUCAACCAGACAGAGAUGAUCACGCUCGUAGCAUGUGGCCAUUCUUUCGGCGGUGUGCAACACAGCGCGUUCCCCGAUACUGUGCCUCUGCCCGCCGGUGUCGAUGAUGUUUCACAGACUUUCGACAGCACACCCUUCAACUUUGAUAACAAUGUCGCGCUUGAGUAUGUCCACGGAACGACGAACAAUCCUUUGGUCGUGGGUCACAAUGACACCACGAACUCGGACAAGCGCAUCUUUGGCAGCGACGGAAAUGCUACUAUCAGUGGAUUUGCCGCAGACUCUGAUUCGUUCAGAACUGCAUGCCAGUCGCUAUUCGCUCGCAUGCUCGAUACGGUGCCCAGUACUGUUCAGCUUACCGAGGUUAUCGAACCGUUACCAGUCAAGCCGCAGGACAUCGCCCUGCUGUAUAUGGGUGACGGCACCCUCCGUCUCUCUGGCCAAGUACGCUUCUGGAAUGUUGCUGAGAGCGAUGCCCCCUCCGUGAAGCUUAUCUGGGCAGAUCGCGAGGGCAAGACAGACUCCUCGUACACUGGCGUCCUCGGCCACAAUGACCAGAUGGUCGCCAGCGCACUGUACAACGGCAACGUAAGCGCUCUUUGGUACAAUAUCGGCCCCUUGUCGACCAACUUCACUGUCGUGAACGAGACUGUGGGCAUCUCAAAGUUUUGGUUCGAGGUUUCCGGAGGCGACAGUUCUAUCAAGACGGAACAUCAGAACGGCGUGGGCUUCCCAAUUCAGGACACGGUGAUGCUUGCAAACUCUUCGUGCACCGCGCCUGCUCCAGAUGGGUUGAGUUCCAUCGCCCACAUCCAGAUUGCCGUCCGCGCUGACGCGCAUCCAUCCCGUGUGUGGUUGGAAUAUGACCUCUUUAACGGGGAUGCCGGCUCUGGCGCGACGUGGAUCACCGUCAACACGACCGACGCCCAGCUCGCGACGAAUCAGACCCAGGCUGAUUCGAUAUAUGAGCUGUGGUCGGUCGAUCUACCCUCCAGUGCGCUCGCUUCUUCGAAUACGCGGAAGGUCAACAUCGCUGCGGAGAUUGGCAGCCUGAAGAUUACGACGACUAGCUUUUCGACGUCCACCCUCGCGCACUGCUGA
Messenger RNA from Dichomitus squalens LYAD-421 SS1, 1644 nucleotides. It is a transcript of the gene APX-CCP1, whose product is annotated as heme peroxidase. Gene Ontology annotation, biological process: response to reactive oxygen species; cellular response to oxidative stress; hydrogen peroxide catabolic process. The record is from RefSeq and is a predicted model, not a curated record. The transcript has 9 exons. Gene Ontology annotation, molecular function: heme binding; peroxidase activity. NCBI's taxonomy places the organism in Eukaryota, Fungi, Basidiomycota, Agaricomycetes, Polyporales, Polyporaceae. The coding region runs from base 1 to 1644 and encodes 547 amino acids.